GCUAAAACGCAACGCAACGCAAAGUUCCUAGGAAAACAUUCCAAGCUCUCCCAUACCAAAAUGCUAUGAGUGCCAAUAUCAGUAACCGGAUGAAGAGGAUUGUGUGGUCUCCUCUGGACGGACAGCGAUUGUUCCUGGUUGGCGGAAAUGACCUUCGUCUAUACGAAUGGUCCCCGGAACUUGAGGGUGACGAAGCGAUUCGUUUGAUUGCUGUGAAUACGGACGUGAGCCACAUGAAGUGUUUUGACUGGUCACCUCAUCCAGAGUUCAGCGAUCUAUUAGCUGUCGGUUAUACAACCGGCCGAACGAUUCUUACCACAAUUCAGGCCUUCAACUUUGUAAGCACGCCAUCCAACGCUCAUGUACUUUCUCGAAAUCCCUCCACGUCUUCACUACUUCAACUGCCAUCGAACCCACCCGUCUCCAAAGUUCUUGGAGAGUUCAUGCCCCGACACACCCGCGCUUGUAAUGUUGUGGCAUUUUGUCCAACUGAUCCACAUUUGCUAGUUGCUGGACUGGACAAAGUUCGGAAUGACUUUGGAUUGAUUGUAUGGAAUACAGAGAUGGCCAGCUCUUCGGGAUUAAAUGGUGCUGGAACGCCUACUGAGCCAAGCGCAGAUCGAAUUGUAGAGGGACGAGGUGGAUUGGGUGGAACCAGCACUGCAGUUGUAACCGAUGGAAUCCGCAGCGUGUUUUCAGGCACGCACUUGGGUCAAGACAUUGAUAAUGUUUUGGAUAGCCGUAAAAUCUCAGUAUCAAAUGUCUCGGAGAUAUCUGGAAAGAGUGCAUCGACUUCGACGAGCCGAAAUCCGAUUCCAAGUAAACCGGUAGCCCAGUAUGGUUCCUCGGAAGGGAUAUCGUCAGCAGCAUGGCUCUACAAAUCCUCACCACACCUAGUUGCCGGCAUGGGGUUAAAAUGGAUACGUGGCUAUGAUUUGCGAGCGGCUGGAAAUAACACACCCAGUCUGGUUAUACCUACAAAAGCUGUGCUUGGUAUUGCCACAGAUCCUUUUCACGCCCAUCGAUUUGCUUCAUUCGCCGAAGACAACAUAAUUCGCCUGUGGGACGCGCGCAAUACAACGGAGCCAGCUCUAACAUUCAAUGCAGAAUUUCGUACUGGUAUCACUCAGAUCUCCUGGUCUCCAAUACGUUCAGGAUGUCUUGCAGCAGUGGGAAAGGAUUCACCCGCUCUCAAAGUAUGGGACAUUCAAGAAACAAUAACGACAGACUACAUCAGCUCGACAAUAUCGCGCAGUAGCUCAGUUCGAGUCCCUUCUCAGUCACAGGGACCUGGACCGCACCAGCUGCCAAGUCCGAUAGGUGAAGCACCAUCUACGACAUCGGCCGGUGACGCGCUCGCAGAGUCACAUCUGCCGCCUUCGGUUGCCGGUGCUGGCUCUGUCGGCAGCGAUGGCCAUGGUCCUGGUCCGCGCUUUGAUAGUAGCUCUGUAGGCAAUGGAGGAACUUUGGGCAGUAAUGGUACUGGAGCCGCUGCACCCGGGGUUGGAGAAUAUCCUGUGGUACCCGGGACGUUGAGUCCGCAGGAUCUAAACCCCGGAGAUGACAGCACAAUUCCUAUCCUAUGGAAGACUCGUCAAGUGAGGCCAACAUCGCAACAUAUUCAAGGAUUUGCCUGGAUUCCGGUACCUGUGUCAGAUGACUUCUCUCACUACGUUGUAACGGCGACGAAUACCAAGGAACAGCAGUUUGAUAUCACUCGUCUUCCCGUGACCUAUAAGGUCUCUUUAUCUCCUCGUGGCGAUCUCGCUGUCACCGGUGGAAAAUCCAUCACAAUGCUUCUCGCGGAUGCUUCUGUUGGGAGUGCAUUGCAAAGCCAAGCGAACAGCGUCAGUGAACUUGCGAAGGAUAUUGAUGGAAUGCUGUUUCUAUCACGACAGUCUUCAGGAUAUGAAAACUUUCCGAAACGGUUGGACCACGCAUCUUAUGUGGGUAGCGUCCAUGCCCUUCACAACGACAUUUCGGUAGUUAUGAGAAAGCGCGCACUAGCAGGAUAUUCGAUGAACGCCGAGAAAAAUGGCAGAUUGCUCACGGAAGACGACAGGGAUCUGCGAGAACUCUGGGCGUGGGUUCACAGAGCGAAGCGGAAUUCGGCACAAGAUCGAAUGCGCAUUAACGGAAUAGAUUAUUCGGGGCAAGGAAUACAAGCCGUAAUCCAAGAUAUGAUGGCACCUGCGGCUUCCAGCUUACGAAGAACAUUUCCAACAGCGAGUUCCCCUGCGACGAGCGUUUCAAAUAUGUCAAGUGAUCCAUCUGCGGAACCAUUCGUUCCCUUCAUUAGCUAUUCCAACCCACAUCGUACUGUUGCGCUUUUGAUGUGCGGAUGGCAGUUUCAUGUGAAAGAUGAUAGCAGCGACGGUGAUGGAAGCGCGGACGAAACCCUGGAGCAGGUUCUCCAGAAUAUGGAAGCUGCGGGCGAGUAUGAGAAAGCGGCAGGAUGGGCUUUGUUCCAUUCGUCUAGCUUAACACGGGCGGUUCAAGCUUUGAACGCCAGUAAAGAUGAGCGCCUAAAGCUCGUCGCCACCGCACUGGCAGGUUAUUCCACCGUCCCGAGUAACAAGAGUGGUUCAAAAUUAUGGCAGGACUUGUGCCGAUCACUUAGCUCCGAUCUCAAAGAUCCAUAUUUGCGAUCUAUGUUUGCUCUCAUCGCCUCGGAUGGUGACUGGCGUAUUGUUUUGCAGGAACGAGGUCUUUCGAUGAAGGAUCGCAUAGGCAUAGCGCUUCGUUUUUUGAACGAUGAGGACCUACUUGCGUACAUCAAUAAAAUGACGAACAAGAUGGUCUUGGUGGGAGAUAUUAACGGGCUGCCGCUUACUGGACUCACACCAGCUGGGGUGGAUCUCAUGGAGCACUACCUAAAUAAGACAGGGGAUGUGCAAACAGCCGCAUUGUUACUGAGCAUGGUUGCGCCAGGUCGGUUUUUGGACUCUCGGGUGGAUGAUUGGGCCGAAACCUAUCGAACCUUGCUCGACCGAUGGCAAUUGUAUCGCAUCCGUGCCGGCUUCGACAUUGCUCGACAACGGCAUCUAGCUGGUGAUGGGUUUGUUGCACAUACUCCCCAUCCGAGCACGCCGUAUAAUGCAAACGUGCCCCCUCAAAUCUACGUGCGAUGUAACUUUUGCAAUCAACCAGUGGCGAACGGGCUAUUUGCAUCUCCAGUGAAGAGGAGCACCGGGACAGCUAUGUCAAGCGCUGCCCCAAUGCCUGUCAUGCCCGGCAACAAUCCACACAUGGCGGGUGCUGCGGGAAAUCCCCUCGGAACUCUGAUGAUUGGGUCUAGCAAACAGAAGGUCACAAGUUGCCCCAACUGCCGGAAGCCUCUACCGCGCUGUGCGCUGUGUCUCUUGCAUCUGGGAACGGCAGCGGAGAAUCUACAGUACUUCUCGAGAAGGGAUAAACCGUCGCCCUCUUCUGGCACUGAUGGAUCUGCUCUAUCUGGCUUUGAUUUGUGGUUUACGUGGUGUCAAACCUGUCGACAUGGUGGGCAUGCGGUGCAUAUGCUACAAUGGUUUGAAAAGCACCAAGAAUGUCCCGUGUCGGACUGUCGAUGUCGAUGUCGCGAAAUCUGAAUAUGUGAAAUGAGGGACUCUUGUAUAUUGUGCAUGAUAAGCUGUAUAUGCCAAUUAUGGAAUUUACGCUGUAUCCCCAGAAAUACCCGCGUUUUUUAAGAAUUACUUUGAUUAGGGAUUAAUUGAAUGCUGUAGUCAACAAAAU
Molecule: messenger RNA, 3732 nt
Organism: Spizellomyces punctatus DAOM BR117
Lineage: Eukaryota; Fungi; Chytridiomycota; Chytridiomycetes; Spizellomycetales; Spizellomycetaceae
Exons: 18
Coding region: 66-3587 (1173 amino acids)
Biological process (GO): positive regulation of TORC1 signaling
Cellular component (GO): cytoplasm
Molecular function (GO): protein binding
Source: RefSeq, a predicted model, not a curated record